Molecule: messenger RNA, 578 nt
Organism: Centrocercus urophasianus (Greater sage-grouse)
Lineage: Eukaryota; Metazoa; Chordata; Aves; Galliformes; Phasianidae
Gene: GRP
Product: gastrin releasing peptide
Exons: 3
Coding region: 1-456 (151 amino acids)
Biological process (GO): neuropeptide signaling pathway
Molecular function (GO): neuropeptide hormone activity
Source: RefSeq, a predicted model, not a curated record
AUGGGCGGCGGCGGCCCCCGGCGGCCCGGCGCGCUGCCGCUGCUGGCUCUGCUGGCUCUGCUGGCUGCGCAGGGCGGAGCGGCCCCGCUGCAACCCGGCGGCUCCCCCGCGCUCACCAAGAUCUACCCCCGCGGCAGUCACUGGGCUGUGGGACACUUAAUGGGGAAAAAGAGCACUGGGGAUUUUCCUUAUGCUUAUGAAGAAGAAAACAAGAUCCCAUUUUCAGCCUCACCUGAAAAUAUCAAGCAGCUGGAUGACUAUCUGCAGCGGGAAGAAAUGUCCAAACAUUUGCUACAGCUGCUGGAAGGGAAUGAAAAUAAAAGUGCUCACUUCUCAAAAGGAGGGCUUCCCUGGCAUGCCAGGAACUCCUGGGAGACAGAUGACAGCAGCAGCUGGAAAGAUAUGAUGGAGAAUCUGCUCCAAGUUGUGAAUAUGAAGGAGAGCACUCCGAGCUGAAAGGAAGUCUCUAAACCCGAAGAAUUGGAACACUUUCCAUAAGAGACUAUGUUUCACAACCAUUUGAUUGUUAUCAGAUAAUCAGCAAGGUUCCCUUUCUGUAAACAAGAUUUCCGUUGUGU